This is a messenger RNA of Heterostelium album PN500, 288 nucleotides long. RefSeq lists its product as uncharacterized. Bases 1 to 288 code for a protein of 95 amino acids. The record is from RefSeq and is a predicted model, not a curated record. Lineage: Eukaryota; Evosea; Eumycetozoa; Acytosteliales; Acytosteliaceae. The transcript is spliced from 3 exons.
AUGAUAUUGGCAGCAAUGAGAUACUUAUUUUUAGUUUCUUUUAACAUAACUCCAGAUUCAGAGAAGUUUUUUUUUAAUGUAGCAAACACCAGAAUUGUAGAUGCCAACCUACUGAUUAUAGAAUACACUUCUCAACUCUUAUAUAAUCAUCAAAGAUACCUCACUACAACCGGUAUAAUGAAUAACGUCUAUACAACCAGUGUAAAGAAUCUAGAGGAAAAGGAUCAUUCAACAUCCUCGAUGCCGACUAAAUCAACAUCGCUAGGUAACUCUAAAUACCGAUCAUAA